AUGUCUGAAAAAUCCAAAGUGCAAACGUUGAUGCCAAACAAAUCAAUUCUGAAUGAUAAAUGGGACGUAGUACUUUCCAACAUGUUGGUCAAGACUGGAUUGGGACUUGGUGUGGGUGUCGUAGGUUCGGUAUUAUUCUUUAAACGUCGUGCGUUCCCAGUUUGGUUGGGAAUUGGCUUCGGUUUGGGAAGAGGAUAUGCUGAGGGUGAUGCCAUUUUCCGUUCUGCAGCAGGACUAAGAACCGUAAAAGCCUGA
This is a messenger RNA of Zygotorulaspora mrakii, 255 nucleotides long. RefSeq names its product Mic10p (gene MIC10). The record is from RefSeq and is a predicted model, not a curated record. Gene Ontology annotation, cellular component: mitochondrion; mitochondrial inner membrane; MICOS complex. The transcript has a single exon. NCBI's taxonomy places the organism in Eukaryota, Fungi, Ascomycota, Saccharomycetes, Saccharomycetales, Saccharomycetaceae. Bases 1 to 255 code for a protein of 84 amino acids.